This is a messenger RNA of Mustela lutreola (European mink), 2067 nucleotides long. It is a transcript of the gene DCSTAMP, whose product is annotated as dendrocyte expressed seven transmembrane protein. Gene Ontology annotation, cellular component: membrane. The record is from RefSeq and is a predicted model, not a curated record. NCBI's taxonomy places the organism in Eukaryota, Metazoa, Chordata, Mammalia, Carnivora, Mustelidae. The transcript is spliced from 4 exons. The coding region runs from base 52 to 1464 and encodes 470 amino acids.
CGCACUUUUGCACUCACAGAAGAACCUGAGAGGAACCUGGACGCAGGCAGCAUGGGUGUCUGGAACUCAGGCGCUGCUGUCUUCCUAAGUCUUUGGGGGAUGUAUGUGUCUCCCAGAAGCCCUGGCUGGACGGCCUUUAUCCAACACUGCGGAGUCUGCUGUUUUGUGGCUUUCAUUUCAGUGGGGCUUCUCUCUGUGGCCUCCUCCUGGCUUCUGUCCUCACUCACAGUCUUCAGCACCUCCUGGGUGAUCACCGGCGCUCUGCUCUGCUGCUCCAAGCACGCGCGAUGUUUCAUUCUUCUCUUCUUCCUCUCUUGUGGCCUGCGGGAAGGCAAGAGCGCCUUGAUGGCCGCCGGCACGGGGAUAGUAAUCUUUGGACACGUGGAAAAUAUUUUUCACAACUUCAAAGGUCUCCUGGAUGGUAUGACUUGCAACCUAAGGGCAAAGAGCUUUUCCAUACAUUUUCCACUUUUGCAAAGAUAUAUUGAAGCAAUUCGGUGGAUGUAUGGCCUUGCCACUCACCUGAAUCUAUUUGAUGACCUUAUUUCUUGGAACCAGACUCUAGCGGUCUCUCUCUUCAGUCCCACUCAAGCCCUGGAGGCACAGUUAAAUGACACCAAAGGCCAAGCCCUGGGCGUCUUGUACCAGAUGGUGACGGCGACGGAGGCAUUGUCCUUGCUGGGUCGGCAGCUGCUUGCCCUUACAGGGCUUCUCCUGGUGCUUUUUGGCACCGGCCUCUUCAUGAAGCGAUUUUUGGACCCCAGCAGUUGGAAGUUUGAAAACAUCUUCAUCACCAAACAAUUUGUUCAUUUCGAUGAAAGAGAGAGGCAUCUACAGAGGCCCGGCGUCCUCCCGCUGAAUAAGGAGGAAAGGAAGAAAUACGUCACCAUCCCGUCUUUCUGGUUGUCUCCGAAAGAAAGGAGAAACCUGGGGCUGUUUUUCCUCCCCAUACUCAUCCACCUCUACAUCUGGGUGCUGUUCGCAGCCAUCGAUUAUCUGCUGUAUCGGCUCAUUCUCUCAGUGAGCGACCGUUUCCGAAGCUUGCCCAGGCUUGAGGUUCACUUGAAACAGCACAGAGAGGAGCAAGGAACUCAAGACAUCAUCUAUGAUUGUUCCUUUCCUAUAUCUCUGUUCGAAACCACCUGCAUCCCUGAACCAAAGCUCCUUCUGUCUAAGACCUGGAUUCCUCUCAGCAUCAUUCUUGUGAUUCUAGUGGUACUGGGCUUGCUGUCUUCCAUCUUGACGCAACUCAAAAUCCUGGUGUUGGCCUCCUUCUACCCCAGCGUGCAGGCCGCCCGCAUCCGUUAUCUGCAUGGGAAGCUACUGAAGAAAAGAUCAAAGCAGGCAGUGGGAGGAGGAAGCAGUCAACAGCGUCCCUACUUCACUAAGAUUCACUUCUGGUUUCCAGUCCUGAAAAUGAUUAGGAAGAAACGAACAGACCUAGCAGUUGAAGGCACUCCGUGAGAGACUCCGAGGAGCUCCACGGCCAUACGGCUGUGUCCGUUCUCCUGGGCUCUGCCCCCGAAGGUCCCCAUGCCCCAUGCCCCACAGCAGAGAACUGCGCUCUGUGCACCUGCUGGGGUUUGUGCCAAAGCCAAGCCACUUUUCUUCAUAAGGUCAAAGGGCUACCAGGUAAAUGGCAUUGUCAUCUGUCUUCCAAACAAGGCACAGGAUCCGGACUGUGUCAUAGUGUAGUAGAGAAGUCUCAGCAUAGAGUAAUAUUCAAGGGGAAAAAAAAGAACAAAAAUUAGGAAAAAAUCAAAAUCACUACGGCAGGCUUAUAAGCAAAUGUCAAGGAGAAUAUACACGUUUAAUGCCAGGAAAAUAUCUUUAAACUCUUCUGUCCUUUCCCUGCCCUUUGAAAUACCAUUCACAGCAAUUCCCUACCCCCAGCACUGUCUGCUCUCCCCCUGUCCUUAUUCAAACAACAAAGACUUUUUCUGAAACCCUUAUCUAGCAGCUCCUAAUUUCUCUUCACCACCACCUCUGGUCAAGCCUCUUCUUUCCUGGAGCACUUCUAUCCAACCCUCUUAUCAGAUAUUUAGAACAAUAAAUAUCCAAACCACA